This is a messenger RNA of Didymodactylos carnosus, 3822 nucleotides long. NCBI's taxonomy places the organism in Eukaryota, Metazoa, Rotifera, Eurotatoria, Philodinida, Philodinidae. The record is from the annotation of a GenBank genome assembly.
AUGUUAAACAGUCGAAAAAGUAGCCAACGUCAUCGUACUAUCGUACGUCAAGUCAGCCAAGAUGAUUCUGAAAGUGGCUUAUCGUCGUCGUCAGUAUAUCAGUCAUGCAGACCAACGCGAAAGCAGCGGAAACAAGAGCAGUUUUAUCUCAUGCGUGGAGCGGAUGAAAAGGAGCCAUUUUUGGAGGUAGUUGAAAAAUCAAGUUUUGGGUCGGCAGUAAAAGAUGGGAAACUGCGUGUGGGGGGAAAUUACUCAUUUCAUGAUGAACAAGGAAUAAAAAGGGGAGAUUUAUUGGUGGCUGGUACGCUAAUUCAGUGUGCCGCCGAACGCGAUAAGCUAAAUUUACUUGCGAGAUUUGCAUCUGAACCAAGUAUAGCAAAUCUUUAUGAUGUACAGCCUUGUCAAGUUGCUGUCGAUUUCCAAGAAGAAUAUACACGAACAAAAAUACAGCUAAAGCUAUCGCCAGUCUUGCAGUCAAAACAAUUUGAAUCAUCAUUUGUUAAACACAGCCAAGUACUACGAAAAGAUGCAAGUGCGAAUGGACCUUCUGUUACUGGUGCUGGAAAAACAUUAUUAUCAUUACAAGAGCUUUUACAACAAGAUGCAGAGCAGCAGAUGGCAUUACAGGAAUGUAGAGCUGAAUUAGAACAAUUGAAACAGACGGCAACGACUUCUCAUAAUGUCAUGGGAGUUAAACAACAAAGUAUGCCAUCCAGUCAAAAAGAGAACUUCAGUGGUGAUUAUUCUGAAAAUGUCAUUAUAACUGAUAAUGAUGAAACGUUACGUCCACGUAUACAAUCACCAGUUUUUGUCACACCAAAACCAAGUCGUUCACGAAUACAAUCAGCAAGUACAGGUCGUCAUGGUUCAUCUAAACAGUCGACAUCAACUCGUCUAACUACGUCGCAAGAAUUACUUUUAUCUAAUUUAUCUAACGAAACAAAGUAUCGUCGACUUGAAAAAGAAUUACAUUCACUCAGAGAAAAAUAUGAGCAACUGUUAAAAGACCAUAUUCAUUUACAAGAAACAUCAGUUCCUAGACCAACGGCUGAAACGUUACAUUACUUUGCUCAGGUUAUUACAUGUUGCGAACCAAAACCAGAACUGCAAGCCGAAAGAGCAAGAGCCGAAGAAAAACAUUUGAAGAUAAUUGGUAUUACUGGUGAUCAAUUAAAAUCACUUCAAGGCACAGAAUGGUCAAAGACAGCCAAACAUAUGUUUUGGAAAUUAUUUUCUUACGAAGAUUGUAUAACAAUGUCAAAUCAAUCAAUAAGUGAUGAAAUACGAAAUGCAAUAUUUGAAAUUGUUCAACAAUAUCACCCAAGAGAUGUGAUACAAUUAAGUGGUACAAAUGAAGCACUGAAUGCUUGCUACCGUUAUGUGCAAUCUCAAGAAAGAAAACGUUCAGCAGCAGCAGUAGAUUCUUAUAUCUACUUUGAAUGUUUAACAAUGUCGUCAAACGUUUCUGCAAGUACAGAAAGAAGACAUCGAAGACGUCUUGCACAAGGUCUACCCAAUGAUUUUCGCGUACGUUACUGUACACAACAAUUGGGAGUGAAUGAACGGACAAGAAGAAGGCAUCACCGACGUCGUGAACAAGGUUUAGCCGUUGAUUUUAGAAGUCAUCGUCAAACAAUUGUCUUGUACGGAUCACAUAAAUCGACAAGGAAAACAGACGACAACGAUGUAGUUCGAGAUGCAUCAAAUGCAGAUGAAUGGAUGGAUAUUUGCCAUAAUAAUGAAGAAUUGAGCAAUUUUGAACAAAAAUAUAAUCGUAAUAUACAAGAAGAUAAAGAUGAUGACCGACCGUUAACAGAAAUGGAAAUUGCAGUCGGCAUGGUUUACUUUAAAACAAAAUUUAAUGUCAGCCGUGCAGCAAUUCAAUAUGUACUGUGGUUGUUAAAACGCUGCCAAGUACAAAACGUUCCCAGCAGUUAUCAAGCGAUCGUAUAUAAACUGAGAACAGCUGAAAAGAAGAAACGACAAGAACAACAAGAAUCAAAUUCAACAUUUGAUGAACUAAUCACAACAACCACAUCAUGCACAUUUUGCCCACAAUGUGGAAACAUAUCGCGUUCAAUAAAUCAUUGUCAAGAUGAAAAUUGUCAACAAUCAAUCGCCUAUGAUGAGCAGCAACCAAUUGGCUUCUUGGAAUUUGACAUUAAGCAUCAAAUAAUGCAAAUAUUACCACGGCAAGAAGUUCAAUUUACUACGCAUCUUAAUGAUGAUGUUCCCGUAUCUGAUAUUAUCAAUUCACCAUGUUAUAAACGUAUAUCGAAUAAUGAACGUGGUCGCUUUAUUACACUAACGAUGAAUGUUGAUGGCAUCGCAAUUGAUACUGCUGGUGAAACAAGUAUAUGGGUUAUAAUGUUCAUUAUUAAUGAAAUUAAAAGACAACAGCGAUAUUUAAUGUCCAGUUGUAUUAUUGGUGGCAUCUAUCCUGGAGCACGAAAACCAAACCGAAAACAAAUGUCAGAGAUGUUACGAUGUAUGUAUGAACAACUAGAAUUAUUAGAACAAAACAUUACAUAUACAUUAAAGCAUGGUGCAACUGUACGGACAAAUAAAACUAAAACAAACAGAAUUCGUGUGUUCAUACCUGGCCAACAACAAGCACCAUUACGAACAAAUGAACGAUAUGACAUGGCUAUACAAUAUAUAGAAUCAACUGAUCCAUCAUCAUUAAAUACAAUCAACAAAAAGACAAUCUUCGCACGUAAAUUGAGAGGUUAUCUGAGUUAUUGCCACCUUCGUCAACUCCAAUAUUUCAAAAUUGGCUUAUCAUGUGUGUUCGACAGUUUACACACUUUAUACCAGGGAUGUUUUAAACGUUUAUUGAGUUUAUAUUUUGAUAAAAAAAAUCGUGCAGAAGAUUAUUCAUGUUAUGAACAUACGCAAUUAUUAGCAGAACGUUUAAAACAAGUAAAAUUUCCAUCAACGACAUACCGUAUACCCAGAGCAUUAGACAAAUGGCGAAAAUUCAAAGCAAAUGAAUUAAGAACGAUGUUAUUGUUCGGUUUUGUGAUAUUUGAACAUCUGUUGGUGGCACCAUACUAUGAACAUUUGCUUUUAUUAGUUGGAAUAGCACAUUUAGCUGAAGCACGUAGAACAUAUAAAGAAUAUCCAGCUCAAAUUAAAUUAAUGGCUGAAAAAUUCAUUAUACAAUUCCCAAAACUUUACACUGCUCGCCAUCAUGUUCAAAAUGUUCAUCAGAUAUCGCACACUUCACUUUCCGUCGCUGACAACGGUCUAUUAUCAUGUUAUUCAACGUUUAGUUUUGAAUCACUUUUAGGCAUUAUAACAUCAAGCGUGAUGGGAACGAAAAAUUUUGGUCAAGAAAUUAGAAAUACAUUAGAACUAUUACAAAUUGCUCAGAUGUUGCUAUACGAGAAUGAUUUCGAUCGCCGUUUGAAAAAACUGCUUUUCACAUUAUUCACAUCACAACGAUUAUCGAUAAAAGGACAAGAAGAUGAUGCAACAUCAACAAAACUUAAAAAACCAACGACAGUGAACAAUCAACGAGAACAAAAUAAUGUUCAACGAUUUGCAUCGACAAAUAUUAAAUAUUUUUCAACUAUUUUUCAAAAUAUUUUUGUUCUUUUGCUGAAAACUGCAAAUAACGAUUCCGACUGCGUAAAUUUAAUUGACGACGUAGAUCAACUUCUUAUUCGACCAUCUCUUUACCAUCCAACAUUCGAAUAUAUUGUAUUAAUAGUACUAGAAGAAGACGAUAUUAUUUAUCUAAGAAAAACUGGACAUAGCUAUUCAUCUUAUAACAAAUUAAGUGGUCAAUCUGAAAUAUUACCUGCGCUGACAACAUAA